This is a messenger RNA of Penaeus indicus, 4730 nucleotides long. Its product is annotated as putative inorganic phosphate cotransporter. Gene Ontology annotation, cellular component: membrane. The record is from RefSeq and is a predicted model, not a curated record. Gene Ontology annotation, biological process: transmembrane transport; monoatomic anion transport. NCBI's taxonomy places the organism in Eukaryota, Metazoa, Arthropoda, Malacostraca, Decapoda, Penaeidae. The coding region runs from base 138 to 1691 and encodes 517 amino acids. The transcript is spliced from 13 exons. Gene Ontology annotation, molecular function: transmembrane transporter activity.
CAAAACAUCAUCGCUGGACGUCACCGUGGAAACUCAACCGAGGGACAAACAAACGUAUGGACGAGAUGCCUGCAUAAUUGAUCGCAAGUGAGCCAUUGGAUGCUCACCUACACAAAAAGUAUUGCAGCAGAGACAGCAUGAGGGGGAAGAGUGGGACAAGAUGGUGGCCUCGGAUUCUAUCGUAUACAGGUUACUCUCCAGUAUCGGACCAACACAAAUUAAUAACAAAAGACGUAGAAAACAUUUUGCCGGAAGAACCAAAGAAAUCAAAAUUUGGUGAACGUCAUGUUUUGAUAACUCUGCUGUUCUUUGGAUUUGCGGUUGUGUAUGCCAUGAGAGUCAACUUGUCUGUAGCCAUAGUUGCCAUGGUCAAGAAUCGCCCUCACACCAAGAAAGUCUCGCAGGAGUACGACGACACCUGCCCUGUCCCGGCAACUCAGAAAUCAAAAGAUGCAGCUACGGACACAAACGGAGAAUUUGAUUGGGAUGAGCAGACUCAGGGAAUGGUGCUUGGCUGUUUCUUCUAUGGGUAUCUCCUGACGAAUUACAUAGGCGGCAGAUUAGCAGAGAGGUUCGGAGGGAGGUUGGUGUAUGGUCUUGGGGUGACCCUCACUGCUGCCUUCACCGUCAUCUCCCCUUAUGCCGCAAGACACUCCACCAGUGCUUUUGUCUUCAUUAGAAUACUUGAAGGAAUGACAGAGGGUGUGACGUUUCCGGCAAUGAAUGUCAUGAUGUCAUAUUGGAUUCCACCUCAAGAAAGGGCACGCUCACUUACGCAAAGUGUCGGGGGUUGCCAGUUCGGAACAGUGGUGACUCUCUCAAUUAGCGGCUGGCUCUCGCAGACGGAAUGGGGCUGGCCGUCUGUGUUUUACUUGUUUGGCGUACUUGGUCUGGUGUGGGGCUAUUUCUGGUUCAGAUAUGCCUACGACUCUCCGGAUCAGCACCCUCGUAUCACAGCAGCUGAGAAGUUGUUUAUCAAGCAGGGUAUUGGAGACCAUAGGAAGAGUGAGAGUCUUCCAGUCCCUUGGCACUCCAUCCUGACCUCAACCCCCUUCUUAGUGGUCAUGGUGACCCACGUAGGCAACAAUUGGGGCUUUUACUGCCUGCUCACGGAACUCCCAACCUAUCUGAAAAACAUGCAGCAUUAUGACAUGAAAGAGAAUGGUGUUGUGUCAGCUUUACCUUAUUUGCUGAUGUGGAUGUUUAGUUUAAGCUAUUCGAGAUACAUGGAUCACCUGCUGGAGAAACAGGUCUUAUCAACAAGACAAAUAAGAAGACUGUCAAUGAUCAUUGGGAACUACAUUCCAAUGAUUGCUGUUUUGCUUGUGCCUUGGGCUGGUUGUGACGGCAGACUAGCUGUUGCGCUGAUCUGCCUGGCUGUUGGAGCAACUGGUGCUACCUUUUGUGGCUUCCAUUGCGCAUUUCAGGAACUAGCACCAAACUUUGCUGGUACUUUAACUGGAAUAUCCAACACGCUGGCAACUAUCCCAGGAUUUUUAGCUCCUGAGGUUACAGGAGCUAUAAUCAAUAACCAGCAAACUUUAAGUAGAUGGAAAGAAGUGUUCCAGCUGGUGUCCAUUGUGUACUUCAUUGUGUGCACUCUCUAUCUCAUCUUCAUGUCACCUGAAGUUCAGCCAUGGAAUGAAGGGCAUACUGAGAAACGGAGAUCAGCAACCAAGGAGGCUGCAUGAGUAAGGGCAAGAAUGCAUCCUAGUUUACAACGGCAAAUUAAGGAAGAACACAGUAUUUGCUGUUUCAGUUGGCAAAUUUUUAUCACUUUCCUUGAGAUAUAUUGAGUAAGAAUAUUUGCAGGUCUAGGCGGCUUGAGAAGAUAUCGCUAUGCAGUAUUAUCAUUAUAUUUAAAUUUUAUUCAUUAUGUUUUUUUUUUUUUAUGAAUGAAAAGCCAUUUUAUGUAUGAUAAACAUGCGUCUUGAUUGGAAGAAAAAAAGAAGGGAAUAACAAAGAGUAUUUAUGUGUUGUCUAUCAUAUGCAAUUGCACAGCUAAUAUAAUAUACAGUGCUUUGUCCUCAUGGUAAUGCUGUGGUAAUGUUCUUGCGUGCAGGCCGUUCAUGGGUGGUCAGCUAUUUAUUUUUCCCAGUUUACUUAAAUUGUAUUGUGCUUUAUGUAUAUUUUGUAUGACUUGUUUCUUCACGAAGUUAAUUAUAGGUCCUUGUGCGCACAGACACCUUUCUUUUUUGUACAGAUUAAAGACAGUAUAAAUGAUUGUGAAAAACAUGAACACUAUACUUGACAUAAUUCUGUUUUUAAAGAGUCUUAUCUGAUAGUUUAAAUAACUGUAUGACAUCAGUAUGGGAGCAUUGUAAAUUUGCUUAAGAGUAUUUAUCAUUUAUUUAUCAUUUAUUUAUUUGUGAAGUGAAUUCCGUAGCAUAGACUUUACUGUAUGGGAGCAUGACUUUGCAGAAAAUUGAGGCAGAUGUAAGAUGGUAAUUAGGCAUAAUUAAAGCAUGAUAUUCACCUGGUGCAAUUUACGUUUCUGAAUUAGUUUGUUACUGUUCUUCAGUAACUAAUCAGAGGAAUCAGUAUAUUUUGAUAAACAUUGCAAUAGGAGAUGUACACGUUUCUUAUUUGAUAUAAGUUUGAUCGUGAAAUGCAUAUAUACAAAGGAAAGUUCAAGUAACCUUUUUAAAUGCUUUGAAUAUUUACUUAAUUUGCAAAGUCAAGAUUAUUGUAACUGAUUAUAGAUGCUGUAUAUUCAUGUCUUUUAUAUGGUUUUAAUUUUGCUUAUAAUAUUUUCGUUUCUUUUUAUGAAUUAAUGGGAAAACAUGGAUUUAAAAGUAUAUAUAUUUAUUUAUGUAUUUUCUUUUUUUGCGCAUUCUGAAAUUGUAGACUUUAGUCAUUUUAGAUGCCCGAUAACUUUCAUACAUUAUAACAAAUAACUUACCUAAAUGAUGAGUUCCUUUUCUUUGAACUUUGAACAAAAUGAUUGUUUUGAAUCAUCUUCAUUGUCUUCUGUGAAGUUUUCUGGAAGUAUGUGAGUGUAUGAGUAUGUGUGUGUAUGCUCUGUUAUGUUUCAUUUUAAGGUUUAUAUCCAUGAUUAGGUACAAUAUUUGCAUUCCAGUGUGCGCAUUGUCAACGAUGUGAUCAUUCCAUGGCUAAUGAUGUGUCAUUUUAUUAGCUAUACUUCUUGCUCAAUUAUUGUUUCUUAUGGAGGCAGUGUUUGUGUAACAGAUAAUGACUGCAUUAGUCCAAUUAAGUUUUCAUAUUGUAGGCAAGAAUCUAUCCAUAUCUAGGGAUUAAACUAUAUUGCAUACCAUUAUGUAAUUAAUUUAGCAUAAUUGUAUGGUAUAGUUUGCAGUUGCUCUGAAUUUAUGUUGCAGUUUUAUGGAAUAGCUAGCAUUUCAGUUUCAUUAGAUAUUCUACUUUGCUGAAUUGGUUGUUAUGCGAACCUGAAGUGAAGAGGACUAAAUUCACCCUUACAGCUCACUGUAUUUUUCUCAUGGUACUCCAUAUAAUGAUCAUUCCAGCAUAAUGAUUUUUUAACAGUGUUGUUUUGAGUAAUUGUAUACAUCUGUGAAAGACUGGAUCGUUACUCUUUGUAAUGACGUGUAGAGGUCUCGCCCUCAGAGUAUUGUUUUUGCAGCUUGUUUCAUUAUAUUGAGGUGUAUGGGUUGACCUCUGACCUCAUUGAGAAUAACCUGACUAGAGCAAAGUCCUCCAUACACACAGGACAAAUAAGAAUAAGAAAUUUCCAAGUCCCUGGUAAAUAAGUUUUCUUUUUUUCUGUAUCUAUCUGUGUGCGUGUGUGCUCAUAAAAGUGAAUGUCUGUUUUUAUGCGUGAAUGUGCAUCUGUGUUUACCUGUACACGUUUGUGUGGGUGCGUGUGGGCAUACGGGCAUGCAUGUUUCAGUGAGUUUGGUUCAGUUGGUUCCUUUUCAUAAUACGUGGACCAUAAUCUCAUUUACCCCCAAGUAAAUCCAACACUUAAAUUUAGCAGCACAAUGUUCAGCAUUGCAUUUACCAAUGUAUUUUUAUAUACUCCAAUAUAUAAAUCAGUAUAUAGACCAUUCAGUACUUAUUUUUUGUAUGUGUCAAGAGUAUGAAGUGCAGUAUUCCUCUUUUUGAUUAGUACUGUUCUUACUCACCGACGUGGGACUCCGUGAUUCCAUAGCAAUUCAGAAUAACACUUGUAAAAUGCCAAAAUGCGUAGUUUGAAACUAAUCUUUCCAUAGUCUUCAGGGUAAAGUAGAAGUACACCAAUUAUGGGCUUCCAGAUUUAUAGCAGCACAUCUCGUUCAGAUACGAUCCACAUAAAGACAUUACAUAGAGAAAUUCCUGAAUUAUGAUUCUUUCUUGCUUUCAGGCUUAGUCAUUUUUGUUUUAUAUUUUACUUCAAUAGCUUUCAUGUAAAUUAUAUAUUGCCUUUCCACUAAUUAUAUUUUAUUACAGCAAGCAGAUUAGUUUUAAAUUCAUGCUUCUCUUGUAUUAUCUGAAGUAACUGUAAAGAUUGUGGAAUUAUGCAGCACAAAAUGUACAGCAUUAGAGGAAACCGUUAUUCACAUCAGUCAAAUUAAAUGAAAAUCGUACUGUUUCCAUCCAUUCGCAGUUUGGUAUUUUGGGGUUUCUUUCUACAUGCUAUUUUUAAAGUUGUUUGUUGGAGGGAGAUGGAGAAGGUCUUCCAGAUAAAGACUCUGUCAUUUACAUAUUUGGAGGCUAUUUUCUCUUGGUCUAACCUAUGAUCACCAUUAUUGCAUUUUUUUUUUUUUUUUUUU